This is a messenger RNA of Trypanosoma conorhini, 984 nucleotides long. RefSeq names its product rhomboid-like protein. NCBI's taxonomy places the organism in Eukaryota, Euglenozoa, Kinetoplastea, Trypanosomatida, Trypanosomatidae. The transcript has a single exon. Bases 1 to 984 code for a protein of 327 amino acids. Gene Ontology annotation, molecular function: serine-type endopeptidase activity. The record is from RefSeq and is a predicted model, not a curated record. Gene Ontology annotation, cellular component: membrane.
AUGUUACGGUGUCGCAGCGCUUUUCCGUUCGCCUGCAAAGCCAACUCUUUGUCUUCUAGCGCGGCGGCCCGAAUGCUGCAGAAACGCGGCAUUUCACUUGUUGGGCCGGCGAGGAGCACUUUCCUCGCGCUGUAUCACGCCCAGCAGCAGCAGCAGCGCAUGUGCGUGGGUUCCAUCCGUGGCUCCGUCCGGAACUUCUCUAGCACUUCAAACCUACACGAAUCGAAAAAACCGAACGACCAGCUUGCCGGCUUCCGUGAGGUGAAAACAUACGAAGGGAAGGGUGACGAGGAGGAGCAGAAGGAGCAGGAGGAUCCUUUCUCGGCCAAUGCGGGGCCGGGCUAUCUGCCCUUUCCUCCCCCUUUCCACACAAUCAACGUGGUCAUGUUACUCUUCCUUGCCAACGUCGUCACAUAUCUUCUUAUGAACUUCUCGGGGAGCGACGGCCUGCGGGACUUUAUCGUUGACCACUUCACUCUCUCCCACGAAAAUGCCUGGAUGAUUUAUCCACUGCUUACCAAUGCCUUUUACCAGGAGAAUCUGUUACAGCUCCUCAUCGAUUGCUGGCUGCUCUGGCAAUUUGGAAACACAAUGCUGGGUUUUCUUGGGAACACCCGCAUGACCUUUUUUGCGGCACUCUGUACGCUCGGUGGAAGUUUCAUUCAUUUGGCGCGCCAACAGUUCGAGCUGUAUUAUGGCAUGGACCCAUUGGAGGUGCGUGGAAGGUGCUACGGCCCCAACCCAUUUAUUCUUGGUCUCGUUGCCGUGGAGGGUCUCAUCUUCCGACACCUCAAUUUUAUUCAGCAGCCACCCGUCCCGUUUUUAGUUCUCACUGCGUUUGUCAUGGUUAUAGACGUCUGGAGGAUUUUCACGACGAAGCCGGAGGAGCACGGUGCUUCGACGGGUGGGGCACUCGUGGCGUACGUCUUCUGGGCUCUUCCCACGCGUAUGCUCGGCCUUGACAAGCUUACGGCUGCAUUGUAG